AUUGCCCCAUUCAUUCCAGCGCCGGAGACGGCCGUCGGCCCGGAUUGGUUAUCAGCACUGCUCUAAGAAACUUUCCCACGGCCAGCGCGUGCUGACAGCCGGCCAGCCACUCCUGGCGGACAAGCCAGACGGCCCCGGUGCAGGCGGAACACGGGGCGGAGCGCGACAGUCACGGACGGACAGUCCAUAGACCCUUUGUCAAGAAUACUCAAAGGAGAGGGGCGUGUUUACGAUCGGUUCAUCAGCAACUGUACUGUCACUCAAUCCCAACAUACUCCACUAAUUGGCUGUGUUUGUCUGACGCCCCGCCCUUCUUGGCUGGUCUUUGCGUUGAAACGACACCGUGGGAACGCUGCGUGCUUUAAACGGAUGGGCUGCGGGCGCACCUGACAGUUGUACAGUCGAGACUCGCGAGCACAAGGACUACUCUGUUUCUCCAACUACUACGGACACCAUGAAGCGAAAUCACGACUUCAGCUCGUCAGAUAGCGAACUGGAGGAAAAUAUCGAAGUCGAGAAGGAGAGUGCUGACGAAAAUGGGAGCCUGAAUUCUCCUCUGGGACCAAUGUCACCUUCCACAACUACUCAGGUGCAGGCGAGAAAGCGUCGUCGUGGGAUAAUAGAGAAACGUCGCCGUGACCGCAUCAAUAACAGCCUCUCGGAGCUGCGGCGGCUUGUUCCCAGCGCCUUUGAGAAACAGGGCUCCGCCAAACUGGAGAAAGCCGAGAUUCUGCAGAUGACGGUGGACCACCUCAAGAUGCUCCAUGCCGCGGGCGGCAAAGGCUUCUUCGACGGCCACGCGCUGGCCAUGGAGUACCGUGGCCUGGGCUUCCGCGAGUGUGUGGCGGAGACGGCGCGCUACCUGAGCCUGAUGGAGGGGCUGGACGCUGCUGACCUGCUGCGCGCGCGUCUGGUGUCGCACCUCAGCAGCUACGGUCUGCAGCGCGAGGCCCACUCUGGGCUAGCUCACCUGGGCUGGGGCUCGGCCCCCCCGCACCUCCCCCCCCACACCACCACCCCUCCUCCUGCCCCCGCCAGGAGCGCACACAGCCCCCCCUCCUCCUCCUCACCUUCCUCUUCCUCGUCAGCGUCGCCCGGCGCUUCGUCCGCGUCUUCGUCCCCUGUGGGGGCGGCCGGCCGCUCCUCCAGCCCUCCUUCCUCGUCUGACGGCCUCCUUCCCAGCAUGCUCGGCGGCGUGGCGUCCCUCCCGAGGCCCCCGGUCAGCGCAGCGGUCAAGCUGACGUCCCCGCUGCUGGCCUCUCUCUCUGCGUACCCUCCCCUGGGCACCUUCCCGCUGCUCACCCCCUCCCUCCCCGCCAACGCCAAGCCCUACCGGCCCUGGAGCAUGGAGAUCGGAGCCUUCUGACCUCUCAACUCUGACCUCUGACCUCUGAGCCGUGCGCACAGCCCCAUGCCCAGAGCGCCUGAGAGGGACAGACUGAGCGCGCCCAGUGAAGCUGGACGCUGAUGGACAGUGUG
This is a messenger RNA of Alosa alosa (allis shad), 1479 nucleotides long. It is a transcript of the gene hey1, whose product is annotated as hes-related family bHLH transcription factor with YRPW motif 1. Gene Ontology annotation, cellular component: nucleus. Gene Ontology annotation, biological process: circulatory system development; regulation of transcription by RNA polymerase II; Notch signaling pathway. The record is from RefSeq and is a predicted model, not a curated record. NCBI's taxonomy places the organism in Eukaryota, Metazoa, Chordata, Actinopteri, Clupeiformes, Clupeidae. Gene Ontology annotation, molecular function: protein dimerization activity; RNA polymerase II cis-regulatory region sequence-specific DNA binding; DNA-binding transcription factor activity, RNA polymerase II-specific.